This is a messenger RNA of Erigeron canadensis, 855 nucleotides long. RefSeq lists its product as uncharacterized. The transcript has a single exon. Bases 1 to 855 code for a protein of 284 amino acids. The record is from RefSeq and is a predicted model, not a curated record. Lineage: Eukaryota; Viridiplantae; Streptophyta; Magnoliopsida; Asterales; Asteraceae.
AUGGAGAACUAUUCAAAGCUUUUGAAUGAUAAGAUUGAAGGCUUGCAUGGCAAAGUAGAUGUGAGCAAUCGCAACAAUCACGCCUUGAUAUCUAAUUUGGAAAAGAGAAUCAAUAGGAUGAGCAACAAUCAAAGGCAACCGGGUACUCUUCCAAGUAAUACCCAACAAAACCCGAAUCAAGGCCAAGGAGGUUCAUUGAGAAAUGGAGAUGACAAGUACAAAGGACCCCAACACCGGAUUGAGACCGUAAAUGCCAUAUCUACACGGUCCGGGAAGGUAGUUUCUUCUCCCAUUGAUAAAUCUCGUGUUUCUAAUGUUUCUCCACAGGUUGAGCAAUUUGAUGAAGAGGUGGAAAUGGAGUCACCGCCAGUGGUGACUACUUCGGUUCCUAAGGCCACACCAAUCAAGGAACCCGAAGUCAAGCCAUAUAAGCCAAAGAUCCCUUUUUCUCAACGGUUGAGGAAGGAGAAGAUCCAAGAACAAUACAACAAGUUCUUUGACAUGAUCAAGUCGGUGACGGACAAUUAUGCCAAGUUCAUCAAAGAACUAGUGACGGACAAGAAGAAGCUUGAUGAAGCAAAGGAAACCUUUUUAAAUGAAGAAUGCUCGGCGGUUAUCAAAAACAAGCUUCCACCCAAGCUUUCGGAUCCAGGGAAUUUCUUAAUUGCUUGUUCAUUUGGUAGAAAAUUAACUUGUAAAGCUUUAGCCGACCUUGGGGCAAGCAUCAAUUUUAUGCCCUAUUCCGUUUUUACCAAGCUUUCUUUGGGGCAACUAAGGCCUACCAAAAUGAGCAUCCGCCUUGCGGAUCACUCUUUUCAAUACCCAUUGGGGGUGGCCGAAAACUUGCAAGUGUAA